UGGAUUACAGGAACGUCAGUAAACCAGGCUGGACUGGAAGGAGUUUUGACACAUUUCUCUUUCCUUUCAAUCUGUCCUGCCGCGUUUUCCAGCUCUUAAUGUGUCAGUUACUCUUCCUACUGUGUGCUGUGUCAUCUGAGAUCAUUCAGAAGAGAUGUGUGGGAUGCUAGCUGUUAGCAGCGCUGGGUACUGAGAGGGAGAGGCACAGGAGAAGAGGGAAGGAUGCCGGCCCCCCUCAGGUUGAGGAGGGGGGCCUGCAGGUCAGCUAUCCCAUCUCUCUCCACCAUCGCUGAGGAAGAGGAGGGACAGCGGAGCCGCAAGAGACGAAGGAAAGGAGGAGGCUCUGACUACCUUUCUAGAGCAGAUGACAAGUCAUCAUGGAGUCGACCGGACUCCUCAGCCUCUGGACGGUACACCUACACCAUUCCCAGCCCUACAGAGAUCCCCAUCGUUACCAGACCAGAGCCUCUGAUGCUGAAGAAUGACGAAAGGCAGAGACUCGCCCGUGAACGGAGGGAGGAGCUGGAGAAGCAGAAUGCUGCAAAGGGUUCCAAGUGGUUGGAGAGAGAGGAAAGAGCCCGACAGUUUCAUGAGAGACAGCUGGAGGAGCGCAGGAAGAAGCUGGAGGAGCAGCGAGUGAAGGAGGAGAGGAAACACGCUGCUGUGGAGGAGAAACGACGGCAGAAACUAGAGGAGGAGAAGGCCCGGUAUGAGGCUGCUAUCAGGAGGACCAUGGAGAGGGGUCGAAGAGCCCGUCCCAACUCAAACCGCUGGAGCUGGGGUGGAACGCUCCCUGCUAGCACCUCACACAACAACGAUACGGACAGAAGGUCAGUCUCCACUGUGAAUCUGUCCAAACCCACAGAUCCAGUCAUUUCCAAACGCCUGUCAUCUUCCUCGGCCACCCUGCUGAAUUCACCAGAUAGAGCCUUACAGAAGCAGACAUCUCUCUCGUCGUCUUGCUUGAUUAAAAAAACACAAUCUAAAUCCCAAAUCUCCAAAGAGAAGAUACCUCAGGACAAACCAGCAGGUAUGCGUCGCAUGCCUCUUACAGCAUGGGAGAAUACAGUGAUCAGUCGACUUCAGACGCCAACACACUCCUACCUGGCCAGGAGUCGCAGCGCCAUGUCUUUGUCUGGAGAAGCAGUGACCCCCGUUUGUCCUCGCUCAGCCUCCUGUCAUCCAAUGAGCUCCACGUCCUUCAAGUCCAUCCAGUCACGCAGUGCUGAGCGACCAAUCAAAGCAGGCCUUAAUCUAGAGAGACCAAUCAGAGCAGGGUUCAUCCCUCUGGACGGCAGCACCCGCAGAAAGACCACACAGAAUUUGCCGAUUGACAGGAAGGAUAAGGACAGUGUGAGAAAGUCAUGGAGUAACCUGUCAUAUCCAACUCCCAAUCUGAGCUUGUUCACACCCAAGAGAUCUCUUUCACCUGUCGGUCGUCACAGCAGGGUCAGCAAUCCAUCCCCCAACAGGGGCUCUACUACUAAACCCCCUCAGAAGACACCUAACCCCAAAAAGUCCAGGUCUCCACCUCCUCCAGCAUCGAUUCCUCUGUCUCCUAGUAAUCCGUCUUUAUCGGCAGGGAAUCUCAGGCCUAACAGAGUGACAUCAGAGAGUCCGAGAGCAACUCCAGAAGGACAGGGGGCCAAAAACGGAGAACCAGAGUCUCCUGCAACUAAACAGGAGCCUUCUGCCGAAGGAUCUGGAAGUCCUCCAACAACACGGCCCUCUGCAGGCACAACAGAUCCUGAGGAGGCAUCACGUCUGCUGGCUGAGAAACGACGGCAGGCCAGAGAACAAAGAGAAAGAGAAGAGGAGGAGAAGAGACAGCAGGAAGAGGCUGAACGGCGCAGCAGGGAGGAGAUGGCCCGCAGGAAGGCAGAGGAGCGGGCGAAGAGAGAGGAGGAGGCACAGCGGCAGGCUGAAGAGAAGAAGAGACGAGAGGAGGAGGCGAAGCGUUUAGAAGAGGAGAAAGCACAGAGGGAGAGAGAGGAAGCUGAACGCCUGCAGAAACAGAAAGAGGAAGAGGAGGCUCGCCAGAGAGAAGAGGCAGAGCGUUUGCGCCUGGAGAGAGAGAAACACUUCCAGAAAGAGGAGGCGGAGAGAAUGGAGAGGAAGAAGCGCCUUGAGGAAAUUAUGAAACGCACACGCCGAUCUGAUCAGAAAACCACCCCACAGCGAAAUGGCGAUGUCAGCCAGCAGAGUGGACAGAAUUCAGAGAGUUCAGUAUCCAGCAGCACUUCAGUGACCGUGUCGACCCCUCAGGCUCCGGAGACCUCUGAGACAGUAUGCAGUGACAGUAACGGACACACGGGGCCCAGCUGCAUUACACCCAUACUGCCCACAUCAGGUCACAGUGUGGCGGCCCAGCUCAGAGAAAACGGCACUGUUGCAGAGGCUUUCGAGGAGGUCAUAGAGGUUCCCGUGGGGACCAAACUGUCCCGUCAAGAUGGAGAUGGAGAGGAGGUGGAAAAUGAAGAAGAGGAGAAGAGAAAGGUUCCCUUAUUGGCUUUCAGAGAGAAUGGCAGCAUGCAUAAUGUGAGUGGACUGGAGGAAAACCCGACACAGUAAAGUUCAGGUCAGUUAGUCUGGACACAACGUGGAUUUGGGGUGACAUGCGAUGGCCCCUGUACCUUAUUUAGAUUUUUUCCCAUUAUAGAUGUAUGAAUGUUUAUAAUGGUGGGAAUGCAACAUGCAACACAGGAAUGAAAGAAAAACGAGUCGGAGGGAGACCCCCCUCUAUACACUCUCCCUCUUUUGACACUAAAAUGGCAAAGAGAAAUUACGAAAUGAAGAUCUCUUGGCUUUUACUUUCUGUAAUCAGCUCCUGUUUCCUCAAACUGAAGUGGUGCACCUUUGGAACCACAUCUGUUUUUUUUUUCCAAUACUUGAAGAAAAGUGUCAUCGCUGUCGUGGAAGCUCCUGUGAAGUGCUAACCAUAAGAAAUGUGUGGAAAUUUUUUUUGUUGAUUUAUGGCAAAACAUUGUAGUUUUGCUCUCCUUAUGCCAGCAAUUCAGUGGAUGAACUCUGCUUAGUUUUAUAAUUAUUGUUCAAAUGAAGAGAACAUAUUUUCUUCCCUCUAUGCGAAGCUUGAACAGAUUUUUGCCUCUUGAAUUCUGAAUUUCGAUACGGUUUGCAAAGACCUCAUCUCACUCCGCCCCAGUGUACGGCUCUCUGCACAGUCUGAGCGUAGCAAAACUGUCAUUCUCAUUUCUCUUUUUUUUCUGACUUUCUCAGGAACAUAUCCAUGAUAUGUUUAACUCAAAAUGAAAUGGAAAAAAAGUAUAAACGUUUAAAUUAAGCACACCCUUUAAUUUUUUUUUAUUACAGUAAUUGUGGGAAAAAUUAUUAUAUAAUAUGUAAAGUGUGAAGUUUGUACAUUUUGUAAAAAGUUGUUCUAUUGCCUGUAACUGAUGCUGAUUCAAGUAAAACGUUUUAUAAAACCUUUUUUCCAUUCGAUUUUGGGAUGAAAUGUGACCUGGAUGUGUUUUUGUGAGAUUCACGCUGCGGUUGUUUUCAGUAGCAUUAAUCACAGACAUCCGAAAGCAUAUUGUGCUAUAGAAACAUAUGCUGUUAUAUUCCUUACAUUAAAUAUAAUGUCUAUUUCAUCAGUAGAAACCGAUAGAAGCUAAUGGUUAAAAUCCUUCAAAAGUAAUCAUAAUGUAGUAAAAAAUGAGCAGAACCUCUUUAAAUAGAAAUGCUGCUACCCAUGUCUUUCCUCUGCCUUAUCAGAUGAAGUCAAGUUUUGAGGAUUUGUUAAAGGGCUGAUAUGUUUUUUAGUUUUUAAACUCCAAUUCAUCAUUAAGCUCUUAUCACAUGACACCACCAUCAAUAGUUAACAGGGCUUAUGAAAACGUAUCCUAUAUAGGACUUAUUAUAAAGCGAAUUAUCUUUCAAAAGACCAUCUCAGUUUGUUUUUGUUGUAGUCCGUAUCAGUGGAUGGUCAAUGGACGCCAUGCAACAACAACAAAAAAAGAAGAAGCAGGGAUCAAUUACAUAUCUUGAAACCUAGAAACUGUAAAUCUUGAUAUGCAAAUGCUAAAGAAGAAUGCAUAAAUGUUGCACAACAUCUGUUUGUAAGAGGCUGGGUGAAGGUUUCAAACAAGCACUACUUGUUUACUGAGACGUCAGGGACAGAUUUCUCAGUGAAGAAAGAGCACUUCUGAUAAAGCUCCCAUGUGCCCUUGCCCUAACCAACAGCACUGAGUACCACUUUACAAAAACUGAAGUGGUUUCUCCCAACCAACUCAACCUAUAUGCAUGUGCAAAUGAUGGAAAUCAAUAAAGUUUUCAUCUGGAAACAACAAA
This is a messenger RNA of Carassius gibelio (silver crucian carp), 4308 nucleotides long. RefSeq names its product microtubule-associated protein 7b (gene map7b). The transcript is spliced from 18 exons. Gene Ontology annotation, cellular component: microtubule cytoskeleton. The record is from RefSeq and is a predicted model, not a curated record. NCBI's taxonomy places the organism in Eukaryota, Metazoa, Chordata, Actinopteri, Cypriniformes, Cyprinidae. The coding region runs from base 223 to 2571 and encodes 782 amino acids. Gene Ontology annotation, biological process: microtubule cytoskeleton organization.